Messenger RNA from Ruditapes philippinarum (Manila clam), 3932 nucleotides. RefSeq names its product four-jointed box protein 1-like. The transcript has 6 exons. The record is from RefSeq and is a predicted model, not a curated record. Gene Ontology annotation, biological process: cell-cell signaling. The coding region runs from base 1025 to 2803 and encodes 592 amino acids. NCBI's taxonomy places the organism in Eukaryota, Metazoa, Mollusca, Bivalvia, Venerida, Veneridae.
UUAUUAGUUUAGCACACCUGAGCCUGAUUCAAUAAUGAAACCAUAGAUGCCUACUUCAAACGAAACGAGAUUAAAUGUGUAUUUGAAAUGUCUGUUUAACAUAAAUAUCUCAAUAGAAGGUGUGCAUUGGUAGGAAAAUGUUUCGCCUAUACUUCGGAUAUCUGGUGAAUAUCUUUUUUUUUAUCAGUUUGACAAACACCGAAGUGGAAGUUCAGUUAUGAUACUUAAGUGUUAAAAGUAUUCAUAAACACGGGUGACAUGAUUGAUAUAAUAAAAGGCACAUCUACAAUUAGGGAGAACUAUUUAACAUUUUAUUUGGACUAAUGAAAUAUUUCCAUCAGAUUAGACAAGAGAGGAGGUAUUAAUAAUAACUGACAAAGAUUGGUAUGAGGAACUGGUACUGAAAUUGCUUUCACUGCAGGAGAAAACAGGUGGUUUAGAGAUCUAAUUUACAUUUAAUUAGAUAUUCCAGCAGAUAGGAGGGUGUUGGAAGGCACCAAAUCAAGACUCCAAUCUAGCCAUGUGAUUGGUGGAGAGUUUCUCUCAGUAUAAACAUAUCAGAAUGUACUAGGUUUCUCUCCAGUAAGCCGUUUUCUGCUAAUCUACGCAAGAUGUGAACACAACACAGGCACUGAAGGAUUUUAGCACGUUUUGUGUGAAAGGAGAUGAAACUUAGAUAAAAUUCAGCCCAGUUUUUAAGAAGUUCUGUGAGAUAGACAUAAUAAAGUUUAAGUGUUUUAGGAGGAAGAGGUGGAUUUAGAUAAUCAUUCUCUUAAUAAAACAAUAUAGCAAAGUGUUAUAUACCUGUGGAAAAAAUGAAAGAUGAAAAGAAAGAAAAGUGCAGUUAAAGUGUUGAAAAAUAUUUGAAAUAUACUUAUUUUCAAGAGUGUGUCAAGAAUUGAAGAGAAAAGUUUUCUCUAUGUGAUAAUUAAAAUGAUGUAGAUUUUCUAAGACUGAAAAUUUUCUAUAGUUGAAAAUGUUGAUAUAUGUUUUCUAUGGUUGAAAAUCUCAACAACCACUAAGCAUGGGUCUUAGAUUAUUUAGACGGACCAAGACCCUUCUUCUUACAUUUGGAUUAUUUUCAUUAGGCUUUUAUCUAAUUCUUAACACCUUAGCUGUUGAAUUCAGUGCAGAGAGUACUGGUAUGAUAGGAAAACAUCCGAGAGACUUGUCAUUACCGAAAGAGAAAUCCAAACUUCUAAAUGAAUUCCAAGCCAACUUUGUUGUUAAAGGUCAAAGAAAGCCAAAGACAAUGAACUUAGAGGGUGAUGACCACACAGAAGAAAAUCUUGUUUAUGAAAGGAGAAAUAAGAUUGUGAAUGAAAAUAAAAAGAUUCAGAACCAGCCAAGACCUCAGUCUAUAAAAUCAGAUCGGGACACAGUCAAAUUUUUACAAAAGCAUUAUAGACAUGACAAAGCAGAGAAUGGAAAUGCAGAUAAUGGUGGUGAAAAGUUUGAUGAUGAAAAGAUUGAAGAUGACUAUGAAGGAGAGAAUGAUGAUGAUUAUGAUGAUAAUGAUGAAGACUAUGAUGAAGAUAAUGAUGACAUUGAUGAUGAUGAUGAUGCCAACAACAAUGAUGAUGACAAUGAUGACUAUGAUUAUGAUGAUGCCACUAAUGCACCUUUCAAACCUGGUGACUUCGGAGAUAUUAGGGGACUUGAGUAUUAUAAAAAACCAAAAUUAAAAUAUGCUGAAGUUGAUGCUGUUCAAAAUCAUAACCCUGAUGACAAUGAUGUAUUAAAACAUUUGGAUAAUGAAGCAGUGAAGGCAGAAGAAAAACCUCAGAAAGUCUUAACAAAUGGAAUGUUUUGGUCAGAGUAUGUGGAAUCAUUAUUACCAAAGGGUCUUUCCUAUUCCAAUGUAACUAGAUUUAUGAAGAGUUUGAGAGGACAAGUGGUGAACACUUUAGAAAAACCGAGCUGGGACAAAUGUGGUCGGCCAUUGAACGGAUAUGCUGUACUUAGUGAUGGUACAAGGAUGUGUGCCAGAUAUAGACAAUCUUAUUCUUCCUUUGUUUAUGGAGAAGCUUUGUCGUUUUAUCUGUCACGACUCCUGAGAAUGGACAAUGUGCCUGCUGUUAUACUUUCCAAGACCAAUGCUACCUCCACAAUGUGGAGAGCUGUAAAUAUCAGCUCUUUAACCUGGAAGGAGGAUAAGGUGGUUGCACUCAUACAAUGGAUUGAUGACAUAAAUUCAGGAUCAGGUUCCAGGGCCUACAUUCCACCAGUCAUAUUAGAAGCUUACAGAAAAGGCACACCUGUAACAAGUCACGUGAUUAAUACAUCCAACCUUCCUAGCCAAAGCCCUGCCCACAUUGCUGAAGUUGUCCAAUGGGGAACGAUGAUAGUGUUUGAUUUUCUAACAGGAAAUUAUGACAGAGUUGCCAGUAUGCAAGAUGCGGAGGAACGCGAAAAGAACCCAAAGAUCAUAGAGGAACCUAUACGAAACCUUCGGAAAUCAUCACAGGAUGGAAAAUUAUGGCUCAUAGACAAUGAGAGCGGACUUUUUGAUGCCUAUGAACUGCUCGAGCCAUACCAUCCAAAUUCUCGUUUUACGACAUUCCAUAACAAAAUGUUACGAACAAUGUGUGUAUUCCAGUCGUCUCUAGUCAAAGCAUUAAAACUUCUUUCUUCGCAUGCGUCACCACAUAAAAGACUUCUGAAUUUCUCGCGCUCUUUUGAGCCAUUGAUAGAUUUUUUACCAAAAGACAAUCUUUACUCACAGUUUGCAGAAAUGUUUGAUAAAAGACUUGCUUUUGUGAUUGAAUGGAUAAAACGGUGUGAAAAUACAAAUACGGAGUAGUUAGAUCCUGUAAAUUACUGUAACUUGCACUUUUCUGUGGUGGACAAAUGCCAAUGUUUUUGCCCAGAACCAGACAUUUUGAUUCUCAGGAGAAUGGAAGCAAAUAUAAAAUGCUGGAACCAAAGUUUUUCAGUGUAUGAGACUCCCAUUGUAACACCCACAUACUACAAUAACCCCUAGUGGAACUAAAUUUUUCAUUUUGUGAGCAUUAAAUUUAACUUUAAUUUAAAACUUGUAUACAACACAAUUAAUGAUAUUGUUAUUGAAUUUAUGAUCAGCAGCCUAAGAGGGAUUAUUUUUUCCGCCAGAAAGAGGCACAUGUUGUAAGGGUAAGGGGCAAGGGGCAUUUAUAUUAAAGCGACUUUGUAAUAGAUGUAAUGAUUAAUUGUUUAUCUAAGUUCAAAGAAUUUCUAUAAAAUAAGCAUAUAAUUAUACUUAAAUGCUACUUAUUAUAGGAAUACAAGGUUUACUAAAAUCAAUUUUAAAACAUUUUCAAUCAGAAAAAUUUUAAGCUAAAAACUGUCAAAGAAUAACCAAAAAUUUAAGAUUAAUAUCAAGUUCUCUAUGGGUUUUUUUUGAUAAUAAUUAACCUAUACAGGCUUGAGACUAUAUAAGUUGUUCAAAAGCAGCUACAUGUAACAUGGACAUGCCUUGAAGAAAUAUAUUAACCCUUAGCCUGCUGGGGGCCAACAGUUUUCUACCCAUGUAAUCAAUCCAACACAUUUGUCAGCUCUGAGCUGAUCAUAGUAUACACUGUUUGCUUUUAACUCAAUACAUAUUUUGAAAUUCUCCCUUAAAAUGACAAUAGUUUGGUCCAGAUAGAAAGAUGGAUGAGUCCAUUUAAGAUAUUAAGCAUGGUAGGAGAUAUUAUCCUGAGAAUCAAAGCUUACCAUCAGUAUUUUAUCAUUACAUUCUGUACCAAAAAUGUUAAGGUGCCAAACGUCUUUCUUUUAUAAUGACAACUAUUAUCAUUAUGAUUGUAAAUUAUCAUUAUUGUAUUUACUAUUUUGAUUAUCAUUGUUAUUAUCAUUAUCACCAUUAUCUUUCUCAUCAUUAUUAUUAUUAUUAACAUUAUUAUUAUUAUUAUCAUUGUUAUCAUCAUUUCCAUUAUUUUUUAUCAAUAUCUUUA